Messenger RNA from Acaromyces ingoldii, 4625 nucleotides. RefSeq lists its product as hypothetical. Lineage: Eukaryota; Fungi; Basidiomycota; Exobasidiomycetes; Exobasidiales; Cryptobasidiaceae. Gene Ontology annotation, biological process: transcription by RNA polymerase II; RNA polymerase II preinitiation complex assembly. Gene Ontology annotation, molecular function: RNA polymerase II general transcription initiation factor activity; histone acetyltransferase activity; TBP-class protein binding. The transcript has 7 exons. Gene Ontology annotation, cellular component: transcription factor TFIID complex. The record is from RefSeq and is a predicted model, not a curated record. Bases 141 to 4565 code for a protein of 1474 amino acids.
GUUUCACCGAUUGAAAGAAGGUCCAGUUCCAGUCGGUUCCGGUAUCGCUCCCUCCUCUCUACAGUUCCCUCCCACUACCACACAGCCUCCUGACGUUGCCGCUGCCGCCAUAGAGGAGCCCUCCCUGCCGAAGUAAAAGGAUGUCGCCGCCAGUUGGAUCUGGAGGCAAGCACAGCGAGUCCGCCCAGGCGCGGCUCUUGGGCUCGGGCACGUCAGGUGUCGCGGAGCUCCUCGUCUUUCACCCGGUCGACACAGUCGCCAAGCGAUUGAUGAGCAACAAGAACAAGAGUGCAAAGAUGAUGGAGGUCGUCUUCAAGGACAAGGCCAAUGCUCGGGCAGGUGCGAAAUUUGUCUCGCUCUUCCCUGGUCUUGGGUAUGCCGCUGGGUACAAGAUUAUGCAGCGGGUGUACAAAUUCGGAGGCCAGCCGUACUUCAACGACUUUUUGACGAACAACUACAAGCCGUGGUUCCAAAAGACUUUUGGCGAGCGAAAUGGAAAGAGCAUCAUGUCGGCCACUGCGGGAAGCCUGACGGGAAUUGGCGAAAUCGUUCUCUUGCCUCUCGACGUGCUCAAAAUCAAGCGGCAGACCAACCCGGAGGCUUUCCGAUCCCGCGGUUUCCUCCGCAUCGUCGCUGAUGAGGGCUUCAGCCUCUACCGAGGCUGGGGCUGGACAGCUGCCCGCAACGCCCCCGGCUCCUUUGCGCUCUUUGGCGGGUCUGCCUUCACCAAGGAGUACCUCUUUGGUCUCGAGGACUUCGGCAAGGCGACAUGGACGCAGAACUUUGUUGCCUCCAUCGGCGGUGCCGUCGCCUCCAUCACCGUUGCGGCCCCCCUCGACGUCGUCAAGACGAGGAUCCAAAAUGCCAACUUUGAGAGCACCACGGGCGGUGUCACCAUCAUCAAGGACAUGAUCAAGAACGAAGGCUUCAGCUCCUUCUUCAAGGGUCUCACACCCAAGAUCCUUGUUGUCGGACCCAAGCUCGUGUUCAGCUUUACGGUUGCUCAGACACUAAUUCCCCUCUUUGGAAAGAUAUCGGGCGCUGUUCUGCACGCGACCCGGAUGGACGAAGAGGGAGGAGCCGUCUCGCAGCUGGGCGACCUGGCCCUGGGCCAUAUCCUCACGGACCUCGGCAUUGAAGGCUCGUCCUCCAAGCGCGUCGGCAACCUCGUCGCGGGGAAGCAGACUGGUUCGUCGGGAGGACCCUUGCUGCAAGAGGAUCAGAUCUACAAUGAUCGGUACGAGGACGAUGACAUGGACUUGGGCGAUCUUGGCGAGGAGGCUGAGGAGGAGAAUGGGAUAAAGCAGCAGCAGCAGCAGCAGGAGAGGGACCGGUACUAUCGCAUGGGUCUCGCACAGCUGCAGCAGGACCAGGCCAAAGUGAGGGGCGAGGUGGAUGACUUUGAUGACGAGGGUGGCGAUGAGGAUGCGGAGGGCGAAGUUGACGAGGAUGUGGGGCAGCCGCCACCUCAGAGAGUCUUCAAGGUCAAGGAGGAGCCAAUGGACGAUGACGGGCCUGUGACGCCUCCGCCUGUGGAGCCCACUCCAGAGCCGCCGGACCUCAAGCAGCUCUGGCCUGGAUUUGAGCCCGGAAAAAUUCUCAACUUCACCGACUUGUUCACACCCCGAGCACCCAAGCGAAGAAGACUUGUCGAGAAGAGGCCAAAGUUCAGCACGAUCCGCGAAGACGAGAUCCCAAUCCCUGCCAGUACCCGCGAGGACACUGUCGAUGACAAGGCGCUUGCGCAGGACGUCAAGGGAAAGGUCACAAUUGUCAAGACGCUGGUGAAAGCGCAACGAAUGGAAGAGAAACGGAGAGCGGCACUGAAGGAGACCAGAGAGCAAGUGGUGAAUGAGGCUGAUGGCCAAGAAGGAAUGAAUAUCGUCGAUCUCGAUGAUUGGGAGGAUCGGAUUGCAUGGAACGCCGACGAUGGUACCAACAUGAUCCUCUCACGGCCUCCAAUAAUGAUUGACCGACCUUUCAACUACGAGCUCGCCCGCGGCGAUUGGACAAGGAGCAUUAUUUGGCACCCGGAAGCAAAGUACAAGGACUUUACGAAGCUCGUCCUCGAUUUGAACGACCCGGAAAUGAUGCUUGAAACCCAGGGCGACGAGCCCGAGAAGGUCGUCUCCCUCGUACGCUCCGAUGCCCCUGCUAUGUCGCAACGUCAAGCACGUGUGGCUGCCGGUCUGGACCCUUACAAUCUCUCCAAUGAUCUGUUCUACGAGGUCAACAAGGAGAAUCGCCUACGUAGUAUUCGUCAGACACUGGGCCAGCUCGACCUGCAACAUUCUCACCCAGCUAUUCGCCUCCAGAUUCCCUUCUACAAGACCCGACUCAACAAGGCCGAAGCUCGGUCAUUUCAUCGUCCGCCGAUGCAAUUCCCAUCCAACAUUCCGCUCAAGUUCAGCAAGGUGCGAUCGUCAAAGAAGAAGCGAGAGGAGGGCGACAAGAAGUCGAGAUCAAAGGACGUGGCCGAGAUGCUGAAGUCGACUCGAGACCUCACUCUCAAGGACACAAGCUCGUUUGUGUUGUACGAAUACUCGGAGGAGUAUCCUCCAGUGCUGUCGAACCUUGGCAUGGGCAGCCUGCUGGUCAACUACUACCGCAAGAAGGACUCCAAAGAUGAGCAUAUUCCCAAAGCCGACCUGGGCGAGCCUGUGGUGCUGGACGUUUCCGACGAGUCGCCUUUCAUGAAGUUUGGUUCCGUUGAGCCAGGAAGGACGCAGCCAACGCUUUACAAUCGUAUGAUUCGAGCACCACUGUUCCGACAUAAGCCCUCACAGACGGAUUUCCUACUCGUACGGCACACGACAAAGGACGAGGUACGAUACUACCUGCGCGACAUCAAGAAUCUAUUUGUCGUUGGGCAGACGUACCCGUUGAUCCAGGUCCCUGGUCCACACGCACGACUGGUGACCAAUGCUCUUAAGCACCGCAUGCAGCUCAUCACUUACCGGCUCCUGAGGAAUAGCGUCGGACAGCGUAUCAAGAUCCAUCGUAUUAUGAAGUACUUUCCCGAUCAGAACGAGCUGCAGAUGAGGCAGCGGCUGAAGGAGUUCAUGGAAUACAAUCGUCGCGCGGGCGACAAGGACCAGGGCUAUUGGAAGCUCAAGCAGGGUCACGUUCCACCGCUUGAGUCCGAGCUGCAGGCUAAGCUCCCGCCGGAGUACAUGUGCUUAUCGGAAGCGAUGCAAGCGGGUCAGCGCCACCUGCUCGAUGCCGGCUACACCCGCACGGCUGAGGGCGACGAGGAUGGCGAUGAGUCCAAAAUGGACGUUGAGCAGCUUCUCGCGCCCUGGAUCACGACGAAGAACUUCCUCCAUGCGACACAGGGCAAGGCCAUGUUGAAGCUCCACGGCGAAGGCGAUCCCUCAGGUCGAGGCGAGGCUUUCAGCUUUCUCAGAGUCUCGAUGAAGGACAUCUUCGUUCGAGCCGGCGAGACAGAGGAGGAGCGUCUUGCAAUCCAGGAACAGGAGGAGCAGAAGAGUGGCCACAAAUACAACGUCGCGAGGCAGCAGCAGGUGUACAAGGAGGAGAUCCAAAGGAUUUGGGACGCACAAAGGAAGGCGCUCUCUAAUCCUGUGCCGCCCCAGCUUACGCAUGAAGAUGUCAUUGCGGCGCAACAAGCGGAUAUGGCCGCACGAAGCCAGACUCCCAUGAAGAGUGGCUUGCAUGCGCGAGGGCAGAGUCGAGCAGGCUCGGUACGGCGAGAUGGUACACCUGGAUGGGACAGAGCAGGCACGCCUGGAGGAAAUGUUGACGAUGGAGCGAGCAGUGCCAUGGGCGUCGACACAAACAAGGUUCUUCGGAUUCGUCGCAAGAUCAAUGGACGAUGGCAUUCAGAGCUUGUGAGGGAGCCCGCGGUGAUACACGCAUACAUGCGCCAACGCCAGCAGAUCGAAGACGAGAAGACGACAACAGAAUCGUUGGUGCCCACCGGAGAUGCAGCGCUCGACGCGAUGCGCCGUAGGCGUCUCGAGGAAGAGAUUCGGGCGCGGAAGAAGAAUCAGGAGAGGCGACUGCAGCGCAAGAAUGCAAAGGCUGCCGCGGAGGGCAUCCCGAUCCCAGGCGGAGCCAAGAAGCUGCUCAACAAGACCGAGACGAAGCGGAGGUGUGGAAGGUGCGGAGAGGUCGGCCACAUGAGCACCAACACGAGCUGUCCCAAAUACCAAGCGCCAAACAACAUGCCCAGCAUUGCCUCGAGUGCUAGUGGGAGGAUGGUGCCGACACAGAGCUCGACUAAUGGGACAGGAGACGAUUCUGCCGCUGCCGGGUCAGCAGAAGAUGGAGCAGGUCCUCGACCGCCGAUGAUGCAUGCUUCCUCUGGGCUGUAUGGGUCAGCCUACUCCGUCCCGCAGAGUCCCAUGACGCCCGCGACGCCCUACGCCGGAGGAGGACUAGUCGGUGGGCCAAUUGGGGCGGGAAGCCCGCCCGCAGCUACUCCGGCCGGAUCACCUCCCCCCUCGACCCCUCAGGCCGCGCCCUCCCCUGCACCUGCGACUGCGCCAUCAGCCUCCUCGGGCACGGGUAUGCCAAAGCUUAAGCUCAAGCUCAAGCGAUGAAGAGCGACAAUCUGUACACUAUCACACGUAUUAUUAUUAUAAGCAUGUUUGUUUUGUUUC